Molecule: messenger RNA, 927 nt
Organism: Westerdykella ornata
Lineage: Eukaryota; Fungi; Ascomycota; Dothideomycetes; Pleosporales; Sporormiaceae
Exons: 2
Coding region: 143-664 (173 amino acids)
Source: RefSeq, a predicted model, not a curated record
CGAGGCUAGGGUGGGAAACAAGGUAGGAGAUACAAAAGAGGACGGCGACGUAGCUACCUAGGGGAGCCACAGCCGCCUGACGAAGGUAUCGUGGAAACAAAGCGGAAAGGAAUUCCCAAGGGAAAAAUAAGCGUGGGUAUCUAUGUCUACGAUAAACGCAGGAACGCCGAACAGGGCUGGUCAGGGCAGCUUAGGUGAAGGCCAGGGUAACAAAAGCGAGUCGAGGAGGGAGUGGAGAGGAACCGAGGAAGAGGGAGAGGAGAUGGGAGAGAGGAGAGGAGAGAGGAGGGGACCGAGCCGUGCACCAGAAGGCGCUGGCCGUAACGCGUGGGAACUGGGUCGCUGUAGGGAGGCCAAAACGGCAACGUGUGGGAGGUGUGAACCCGGUGUGUGGAAGAGAAAGGGAAGAGGUGAGGAUGAGGAUUAUAUAAGAGGGAGAGCGAGCGAGGACGGUGCGGCCAGACAAGGAAGCCGCUGCGGGCAGCCGGACGGCAGGCAGGCAGGCGGCGUCGAGAUUUGGGCGUCGCUGAUUGGACGAGCAGAGAAGUUGCCAUUCUGGGUAAGCGUCGCUACAGGGGGGCAGGGGUGUGGGGGUUCAAGCUGUGCUUCUGCCCAGUUCCGAGUCCGACAAGGGAAAAGCGCCGCCCACGCUGUUUGUUGGUGAAUACAGAGUACCUACCAUUACUGUAGGUAUGCACUGUUGGUUCCUAUAUUACUAGGGGACGAGUGUGGGAGUAGCGACAGACACAAUCAUCGCAGCAUUUCGGUGAAAUGCUUUUUUGCGCCUCUGUGGGUUGCUGCCCCACUGCCGCCCACUCUACCACAGUACGGAGUACGGAGUAAGCACAUGGCAAUCUGUUUCCGAUGACCGUGAUGACCCGCAGGACUGUGGACAUGCCGGAUCCGCGCUGUCGUCAAAAGUCAUCA